Molecule: messenger RNA, 4305 nt
Organism: Melospiza melodia melodia
Lineage: Eukaryota; Metazoa; Chordata; Aves; Passeriformes; Passerellidae
Gene: NACAD
Product: NAC alpha domain containing
Exons: 10
Coding region: 1-4179 (1392 amino acids)
Biological process (GO): protein targeting to membrane
Cellular component (GO): nascent polypeptide-associated complex; cytoplasm
Source: RefSeq, a predicted model, not a curated record
AUGGCCGCAGCGCCCCCGCCGAUGCCGGCCAAGGAGGAGGCUCGCCCCCCGCCCGAGGGGGCCAGCUGUGAGCCCGGCGCCGCCGCCGCCGCCCCCCCCGGCUCUCCGUGCCGCCCCCCGCCCGCGGAGCCGCUGGACGCGCGCAUCGUGAUGGGCGAGGAGACGCGCAGCGCGCCGCCCGAGCCGCGGGGCGCGCCCCCCGUGCCUUGCCCCUUCCCCGCGCCCCCCAAGGAGCCGCCCCCGGGCCGCCCCCCCGCGCUCGACCCCGAGCUCUUCUUCACGGCGCCCUCGACGCCGGUGCGGGCGGGGGGGCCGCGGCCGGGCCCGCCCGAGGAGCCGACGGACGCGGACAGCGAGGGGCUCUGCUCGCCCCCCACGUCCCCCUCGGGCUCCUACAUGACGGCCGAGGGCGGCAGCUGGGGCUCCUCGGGCACCGCCAGCACCUCCCCGUCCUGCUCCCCCAACCUGGCGGCCGAGGCCGAAGGCCUGGGGGAGGCCGAGGGCGAGGCCGAAGGGCUGGGGGGGGCCCUGGGGCUGCCCCUCGGCCUGGGGGACCCCCCGGCCUUCCCCCCGCUGUCCCCCGAGGAGGAGGAUGACGAUGAGGACGAUGAUGACGAGGACGGGCCCUUCGCGCCGCCGGGCUGUGCGGAUGACGAGGAUGAGGAUGACGAUGAUGAGGACGGGCAGACGCCGGAGGAGGAGGAUGAGGACGAGGGCUCGGGGCUGAUCCCGGCGGCGCUGCUCCCGUUCCGGGGCAGUCUCCUCUUCCAGGCCGAGGCCGUGGAGAUCUCACCCCGGGCCGCCCCCGAGGAGGAGGAGGAGGAGGAUGAAGGCAGCACCUCGGCGUCCUUCCUGCGCUCGCUGUCCGAGAGCUCCAUCCCCGAGGGCGGGGACGAGGCCUUCGCCUUCCGCGACGACACCGACGCCUCCUCGGACUCGGCCGCCUACGACGGGGACGAGGACGAGCGGCUCUACGGCAGCGAGCGGCACGCGGGGGACGCGGGGACACCGGCGGGGACACCCCCGGGCUCCCCCGCGCCCCCCGGCGUGGAGCUGCACCUGCGGGCCGGGUCCCCGUGCCCCGGCACAGCCCCGGCGCCGCCCGGCGGGGACGCGCAGCUGGACGGCCACGCCCGUGUCCCCGUCACCGCCUUCGUCCCCAUCGCCGCGGCGCGGCCCCCGCCCGAGCCCCCCGAGGGGGCGGCCGCAGCCACAGAAGGUUCUGGAACAGCGCCGGGACCGUGCCCGGAGCUGGCGGGGACCGGCCCUGUGCCCCCGGCCCCGGCGCUCUGUGCCAGGGACCCGCAGAGCCACCAGCCGGGGGACACCAACGGGGACGGGCCUGGCGGUGACAGCGAUGGUGACAACGACCUCGAGCUCAGCACCGGGACAGUGGGGAGCGCCAGUGGGCACAGCGAGCUGGGAUCUGCAGCCACCGCCCUGGGGACAGCAGUGACACCGACCCCUCUGGAUGAGAUGGACGCUGCAGACAAUGACAUGAUGGCACCAGUGACACUGACCCCCCUGGAUGAGAUGGACACUGUGGCCAAUGACCUGGUGGCACCAGUGACACCCAGCCUGGUGGGCACUGACCUGGUGGCACCAGUGACACCCAGCCUGGUGGGCACGGACCUGGUGGCACCAGUGACACCCAGCCUGGUGGACUCGGUGGACACGGACCUGGUGGCACCAGUGACACCAACCCCCCUGGACGAGAUGGACGCUGCAGCCCCCAGCCCGGUGACACCCAGCCCGCCUGACACUGACGUGGGGACACCGGGGACACCAACCCCGCUGGAUGAGAUGGAUGCUGCAGAUGCUGAUGUGGUGACAGCCAGCCUGAUGGACAGCACAGCCCCCAGCCCGCCAGACGAGCAGGACACUGUGGCCACUGACAUGGUGACACCAGGGACACCAGCCCUGCUGGAAAGUGUAGACAGUGAUGAGGUGACAGCCAGCCUGAUGGACAGCACAGCCACCAGCCUGGUGGCACCCAGCCCGUUGGAUGCUGCAGCCCCUGAUGGAGUGGCAUUGGUGACACCAAGCCCACCAGAUGAGCCAGACACUGUGGCCACCAGCUUGGUGACACCAGUAACAGCCAGCCCUCCAGAUGAGCCAGACAGUGUGGCCACCAGCCUGGUGACACCAGUGACACCAAGCCCACCACAUGAGCUGGACAUCACGGCCACUGACCUGGUGACAGAGGUGACACCCAGCCAGCUGGACAAGAUGGAAGCUGUGGACGCUGUCCUAGUGACACCAGUGACACCCACCCUGAAGGAUGCUGUGGCCACUGACUUGGUGACGCCAGUGACACCUACCCUGAUGGCCACUGUGGCCACCAGCCCGGUGACAUCGCCCCCCAUGGAUGAGAGUAAUGCUGCAGCCAUUGACCUGGUGACAUCGGUGACACCACUCCCCAUGGAUGAGAGCAGCACUGUGGCCACCAGCCCGGUGACAUCGGUGACACCUGCCCCGAUGGCCACCACGGGCGCUGCCCCAGUGACCCCAAGCGUGACAGACACCACGGACACCGGAACGGUGACAUCGGUGACACCGAGCCCCCAGGAUGAGACGGCCACCGCGACCACUGAGACGGCCCCCGUGACCCCCGACCUGAAGGACACCGUGACCCCUGACCUGAAGGACACAGUGACCUCUGCUGCAGUGACCCCUGACCUGAAGGACACCGUGACCCCUGACCUGAAGGACACCGUGACCCCUGCUGCCGUGACCCCCAGCCCGAUGGACGCUGUGGCCGCCACCCCGGUGCCCCCCAGCCCCCCGGGCGCUGUCCCUGCCCCGUGUCCCCCUGCCCGGGCCGUGUCCCCCGUGGCGCUGGCAGCCCGGGAGUCCCCCGCUGUCCCCGCGUGUCCCCUGGCACGGGCGCCGCUGUCGCAGCCCCCCGGGGACAUCCCUGAGGAGCGGGGGGACGCGGCCGCCGCCCGUGCCCAGGGUUUGUCCCGCACCGGCUCUGUCGCCGUCCCCGCGGGGGGAGAGGCCGCGCCGAGCCCCUCGGAGCCCGAGCAGGAGGAAGAGGAGGAGGAAGCAGAGGAUGAGGAUGCGGAUGCGGCCCCCGCGCCCCCCUCGCCGCAGUUCACGGCCUCGGAGCGGGAGGUGUUCGUGGGGACCCCCCCGGCGCCCCCCGAGCUGCUGCCACCACCCGGUGCCUUUUCGGGGCGCGGGGCCGGCCCGGGGGUCCCCGCCCCGCUCCCGGCGGUGCCGCGGCAGCAGCAGCAGGAGGAGGCGGCGGCCGUGGGGGGGGUCGCCCCCAGCCCCCUCCCCGCUGCGGGGCCGCCCCCUGAGCCCCCCCGCCCUGCGCCCCCCAAACUCAGCCAAGUGCCUCCCCCCAGGGCCCCCCCCGGCCAGGAGCCCCCCCCGGGGCUGCCCCUCUCCAGGAAGCACCUCGAAGCCCCCCAGGCGCCCCCGCAGAAGGAGCCGGAGCCCCGGGGCCGGGCGGGGGUCCCGGGGGCGGGGGCGGCCCGGGCGCCCCCCCGGGGGUCUCUGCAGUCCGAGUCGAGCUCGUCCAGCGAGGCUGAGCCCCCCCGGCCCCCCCCGGCCCCCCAGCGCUGCCAGCCCAACCACCGAGGGUCCGGGAACGAGUCCGAGAGCAACGACGAGUCCAUCCCGGAGCUGGAGGAGCCCGAGGGCUCGGAGCUGCCCCCUGCCCAGCCCCAGGUGCCCCUCGGCCACGGCCUCGGGCCCGGGGAGGAGCCGCUCAGCAAAGCCAAGCAGAGCCGCAGCGAGAAGAAAGCCCGCAAGGCCAUGUCCAAGCUGGGGCUGCGGCAGAUCCACGGCGUCACCCGCAUCACCAUCCGCAAGUCCAAGAACAUCCUGUUCGUCAUCUCCAAGCCCGACGUGUUCAAGAGCCCGGCCUCCGACAUCUACAUCGUCUUUGGGGAGGCCAAGAUCGAGGACCUGUCCCAGCAAGUGCACAAGGCGGCGGCCGAGAAGUUCAAGGUGCCCCUGGAGCACUCGGCGCUGGUGACGGACGCCGCUCCCGCCCUGGCCAUCAAGGAGGAGAGCGAGGAGGAGGAGGAGGUGGAUGAGACAGGCCUGGAGGUGCGGGACAUCGAGCUGGUGAUGGCCCAGGCCAACGUGUCCCGGCCCAAGGCUGUGAGAGCCCUGAGGCACAACAACAACGACAUCGUCAACGCCAUCAUGGAACUGACCAUGUAGCAGCCGGGGGUGUCCUGGCCCCCUGUAGAGAUGCACAGAGCCCCCCCAGACCCUUCCUCCCGCCCCCCAUCCUCCUCCUGGCCCCUGGACUGCUCAAUAAAGGCCUCCUGCACCCCUUGGAUCGCA